UCCAACAACAAGUGAACAACAGUAACAUAUUUCCCCCAAAAUAUCUCAUGUAUUAAGUGUAAAAUGCAGAAUGAUUUUAUAUAGUUUAAAAACGCCGUUUGGCAAGGUAAUCAAAAAUCACAAGUCCUGUGUUUUAUGCUUAAAAACUCUUGCAAGCGAUCAUAGUUAUCGUGUUUUGACACAGCCAUAACAAACAGAACAUACAGACAGAUCUAAACGCGUAAAGCUUUAUGUGUCCACAACGAUGCUGAGUUUUCUCUAUGCCAGGCAGUCGGGCCUUGACGACCCUGUUCGUCUGAGACGUGCAGAGUCUACACGAAGGGUGCUGAGUCUGGAGUUGAACUACGACAGGGAUGUUGACCGUAUCCAUGCCAACGGUAUUAACACCCUUGACAUUGAAGUUGUUGAAGGAAGAUAUAUGUUGUCAGGUGGAUCUGAUGGAGUAAUUGUGGUCUAUGACCUGGAAAACAGCAGCAGGAAGCCUCAUUACACUUGCAAAGCAGUCUGCACUGUAGGCAGGUCCAGUCGGUACGUUCAUAAAUUCAGUGUAGAAACAGUGCAGUGGUACCCACAUGACACUGGAAUGUUCAUAUCCAGCUCAUUUGACAAAACCAUGAAAGUGUGGGACACAGAAACUCUAAAGCCAGCUGAGGAGUUCCAGUUUGAUGGGAAUGUCUACUGCCAUCACAUGUCUACCAUAGCCAGAAAGCACAGUCUUGUGGCAGUUGGUACUAAAGACCCUAAAGUGCAGCUUUGUGAUCUGAAGUCUGGGUCUCGCAUCCACAUCCUGCAGGGUCACAGGGGUGAGAUCCUUUCAGUGAGAUGGUCUCCACGAUACGAGCACAUUCUGGCCACUGCCAGCACUGACAGCAGGGUUCGUGUCUGGGAUGUUAGAAGGGCUUCAGGGAGUCUUUUCACUUUGGACCAGCACAAUGGAGACAAAUCCAAAGCCUCAUCCGAAGCAGUGAACACAGCCCAUAACGGGCGAGCAAAUGGAUUGUGCUUCACAGACGACGGACUUUAUCUCCUUACAACGGGGACGGAUGAUCGCAUGCGUCUCUGGAAUAGUGCCACGGGAGAAAACACGCUAGUAAACUAUGGAAAGGUUGUAAACGAGAGCCGGAAGGGCCUCAAGUUUGCCGUAUCUAGGGGCUGCAGCCCAGAGUUUGUUUUUGUGCCAUGCGGGAGCUCGGUGGCAGUGUACGGGCUUCACUCGGGAGAGCAGAUCACUAUGCUUAGAGGACAUUAUAAUAAUGUAGACUGCUGUGAGUUUCACUCAGAUUACCAGGAGCUGUACAGUGGAGGUAAAGACUGUAACAUCCUGGCCUGGGUCCCGGUGCUAAGACAGCCUGACAUUGAGGAUGAAGGAGCCAACUCUACAAAGGGUGGAACACAAACUGCUGUUAAUCCUGCUUUUGAAGAUGCCUGGAGCAGUGAAGAAGACUAAAAGUCCCACAUUUCGUUAUUGAUGAAGACCCACAUGAACCAUUCCUUCAGUGCCUUCACUACAGUUGUAUAUUGCAUCAAUAAAUGCGUUUGUUUACAUUUAUUCAUUUAGCAGAAAUGGGCAGAAAAAAAUCAAACAUAGCUGGUCCUCGUCUUUAAAUAUGAACGUUUUCAUUACUUUGUGCACCAGUGGCAGCUCGUUGCACUCUGCACCUGCCGAUGUGUUUAUUCAGACCUUUGGGUUUUUAUAUUUACAUUACAGGUGUCUUGAGGUUUGACUACAGAAUUUGCAUUUCGCCUUGAGGUGGACUGCAAGUCUAUCACUUAAAGACAAUUUGUGUCAUGAUGUUUAUACUGAGUAGAAAUGUAUGUAUGUUUGUUUAUCAUGUACAUAAAUGGUGCCAAACAUUCUGAAUGAAAAUCUUUUUAAUGAAUAAAAAAAGUGAAAAAAGUAUGAAUAGGGAAAACAUGUAAACUGACACAUGUUUCGUAUU
Molecule: messenger RNA, 1940 nt
Organism: Triplophysa dalaica
Lineage: Eukaryota; Metazoa; Chordata; Actinopteri; Cypriniformes; Nemacheilidae
Gene: ercc8
Product: excision repair cross-complementation group 8
Exons: 12
Coding region: 245-1447 (400 amino acids)
Biological process (GO): transcription-coupled nucleotide-excision repair; proteasome-mediated ubiquitin-dependent protein catabolic process; protein polyubiquitination
Cellular component (GO): Cul4A-RING E3 ubiquitin ligase complex; nucleotide-excision repair complex
Molecular function (GO): protein binding
Source: RefSeq, a predicted model, not a curated record